This is a messenger RNA of Scutellospora calospora, 205 nucleotides long. The record is from the annotation of a GenBank genome assembly. Lineage: Eukaryota; Fungi; Glomeromycota; Glomeromycetes; Diversisporales; Gigasporaceae.
AUGAAAUAUCUUGGUUUUAUCGUUCUUAUUUGCAUCGCUCAUAUUCUGGUGGUUCACGGAUCACCUUUGCUUAAAAUUCGAUGCACUCCUGGUGGAGGUAAAGGAGAUUGCGAUCUUGGUCAACAAUGUGAAACUGAAGGUGAUUGCACAAGUGAUAAUUUUUGUAUUGAUGGAGAGUGUAGAUAUAACCCUCCUCCUUAUUGCU